Molecule: messenger RNA, 1447 nt
Organism: Raphanus sativus (radish)
Lineage: Eukaryota; Viridiplantae; Streptophyta; Magnoliopsida; Brassicales; Brassicaceae
Product: protein DUF642 L-GALACTONO-1,4-LACTONE-RESPONSIVE GENE 2
Exons: 3
Coding region: 79-1182 (367 amino acids)
Cellular component (GO): plant-type cell wall
Source: RefSeq, a predicted model, not a curated record
UACCUCAACUCUCUUUGUUAAUUACUUUCUACAAUAAACACUUUUAUCUCUUUUCUCUCUUCCCAGUGUUCCUUUACAAUGUGGGGCGUCACCGUCGUGUCUCUCGUCCUUCUUCUCAUUGCCACAGCUAAUUCCGCCGUUGUCCCCUUCCGUGAUGGUAUUUUACCGAACGGCGACUUCGAGCUAGGACCAAAGCCAUCCGACAUGAAAGGAACCGAAGUAAUAAACAAGAUGGCAAUCCCGAGCUGGGAAGUCACGGGUUUCGUCGAGUACAUAAGCUCAGGACACAAACAAGGAGACAUGCUCCUCGUUGUCCCCGCCGGAAAAUUCGCAGUGAGGCUCGGAAACGAAGCGUCGAUCAAACAAAGAAUCAAAGUGGUGAAAGGAAUGUAUUACUCGCUCACUUUCAGCGCCGCGAGGACGUGCGCUCAAGACGAAAGGCUCAACAUCUCGGUGGCGCCCGACUCUGGCGUCAUCCCGGUGCAGACGGUGUACAGCAGCAGUGGGUGGGAUCUAUACGCUUGGGCGUUUCAGGCGGAGAGUGAGGUCGCUGAGAUAGUGAUUCAUAAUCCAGGUGAAGAAGAGGAUCCAGCUUGUGGUCCUCUCAUUGAUGGUGUUGCCAUGAGAGCUCUUUACCCUCCACGACCAACAAACAAGAACAUUUUGAAAAACGGAGGAUUUGAAGAAGGUCCACUAGUACUACCAGGCUCAACCACAGGAGUUUUAAUCCCACCGUUCAUAGAAGACGACCACACUCCUUUACCCGGAUGGAUGGUAGAGUCUCUCAAAGCCGUCAAGUACGUAGACACGGAACACUUCUCAGUCCCACAAGGUCGCCGAGCCAUCGAGCUGGUGGCGGGCAAAGAGAGCGCCAUCGCUCAAGUGGCUAGGACCAUCAUCGGGAAGACUUACGUCCUUUCGUUCGCGGUCGGAGACGCCAACAACGCCUGCAAAGGAUCGAUGGUGGUCGAGGCUUUCGCGGGAAGAGAUACGCUCAAGGUGCCUUACGAGUCGCGUGGCACUGGAGGGUUUAAACGUGCUUCGAUACGGUUCGUGGCGGUUUCGACCAGAACUAGAGUUAUGUUCUACAGCACUUUCUAUGCCAUGAGGAGCGAUGAUUUCUCGUCUCUGUGUGGGCCUGUGAUUGACGACGUUAAGCUAAUAAGCGUUCGUAAGCGGUAGAUGGAUGAAUUUAUUAUUAUUAUUAUUACAAGAAAUGAAGUGUGUGUGGGGUUUUAUUUUCAAAAACUAAAAAAAAAUACUGUCUUUUGGUGUGUUUUGCUUUUUAUUCAAAAGAUAUGUAUAAGGUGACGGUUUAUUUAGGGUUAUAAUGUAUUUUCUUGUAUGAGAAGGCAAAUGAAAGGUUGCCAUUUAUAGAGAGUUGUCUACAAACUUGCAAGAAUAAAAUUCAGUAACAUGAAGAUGAUUGUGUUACUCUUUACUUUAA